Osmia bicornis bicornis is the source of this 543-nucleotide messenger RNA. RefSeq lists its product as uncharacterized. Lineage: Eukaryota; Metazoa; Arthropoda; Insecta; Hymenoptera; Megachilidae. The transcript has 3 exons. The record is from RefSeq and is a predicted model, not a curated record. Bases 97 to 519 code for a protein of 140 amino acids.
GAAGCGUUGGUGGAAGAUGUCGACGAGUAUACCGAGGGAAUCAGCUACGACAAUUUUUCACAGAUUUAUAAUUGUGUCAAGGGUCUCGAAUGUUAUAUGUUAAUAUUGAAACGGCGAAUCAACAUCAAGAGAUCGAGCGAUCUCUUCGACAGGGUGCAUAACAUAAAAACGCUAAUUAAAAUCCUUCAAGAAUCAUCGAAUCACGCGAAAUUCGUCAAGCCGUUUCUACAUUUAAUGCAAGCAUACAUGGAGCUUCUGCGGGGUCGAAAGGGAUCUUGUCACAAUUAUUUACACACAGCUCAUAAAUGUGCCACGUCCCAAGGGAACAAGAUGAUACUUGCUUGGAUCGAGCAGAACAAAAGGACAUGGAAAGAGGCGAAUUUUAACAAUAUGGCACAGUAUUGGGUAGAACACGUGGGUGCGGAAGACGCAAUUCGAUGGCAAGAGAUUCAUAAAUUUGGCAUGAACGCUUGGUCCACAAUACUGUUCCCUCUUCCAGUCCCGGACUCGACCGUUUAAUGUAACAUAAAGAACGUUAAUUAG